Molecule: messenger RNA, 2000 nt
Organism: Morus notabilis
Lineage: Eukaryota; Viridiplantae; Streptophyta; Magnoliopsida; Rosales; Moraceae
Product: catalase isozyme 1
Exons: 10
Coding region: 283-1761 (492 amino acids)
Biological process (GO): hydrogen peroxide catabolic process; response to hydrogen peroxide
Cellular component (GO): peroxisome; cytoplasm; plasma membrane
Molecular function (GO): catalase activity; heme binding
Source: RefSeq, a predicted model, not a curated record
UUACAGAACAGAAAUUGUUCAUCUUGAUGCUUCUAAUGCUUUACUUCUUUUAUUACCAGGGAAAUAAGUAAAUUUCUAUAUAUCCUUCAGCUCAGCAACUUGUACAGCAAUGCCACGCUUGAAAAACUGUAUUUCAUGCACUGAAGAGAAGGCUGGAUGCAAUUUGGGAUUGGCUUUAGCAAUUCAUAUGGCUCAUGAACAAGAUUAAUCCACACCAAACUCUCUCUCUAUCUCUCUCUCUAAGCCCUUCCUCUCUCUCUCUUCCUCAUCCAUCUUCCUGCCAUGGAUCCCUACAAGUACCGUCCUUCGAGUGCUUACAACUCCCCUUUCUUCACGACUAACUCUGGUGCUCCCGUUUGGAACAACAACUCUUCGUUGACUGUUGGCCAAAGAGGUCCAAUCCUCCUUGAGGACUACCAUUUGGUGGAGAAACUUGCCAAUUUUGACAGAGAACGCAUCCCAGAACGUGUGGUCCAUGCCAGGGGAGCCAGUGCAAAGGGUUUCUUUGAGGUCACUCAUGAUAUCUCUAACCUAACUUGUGCUGACUUCCUUCGUGCUCCUGGAGUUCAGACACCGGUUAUUGUUCGUUUCUCUACUGUUAUCCAUGAGCGUGGAAGCCCUGAAACCCUUAGGGAUCCUCGUGGUUUUGCUGUGAAGUUCUACACCAGAGAGGGUAAUUUUGAUCUCGUCGGAAACAAUUUCCCUGUCUUCUUCAUCCGUGAUGGAAUUAAAUUCCCGGACAUGGUCCAUGCUCUUAAGCCCAACCCAAAGUCUCACAUCCAGGAAUUUUGGAGAAUCUUGGACUUCUUCUCACACCAUCCGGAGAGCUUGCACAUGUUCACCUUCCUAUUUGAUGACAUUGGUGUCCCACAAGAUUACAGGCACAUGGAUGGCUCCGGUGUUAACACCUACACUCUGAUCGACAAGGCUGGAAAGGCUCACUAUGUGAAAUUCCAUUGGAAACCCACCUGUGGUGUCAAGUCUCUGUUGGAGGACGAGGCAGUUAGAGUCGGAGGAGCGAAUCACAGUCAUGCCACUCAGGAUCUCUACGACUCAAUAGCCGCUGGAAACUACCCAGAGUGGAAGCUUUUUAUUCAGACAAUCGACCCCGAUCAUGAAGACAGAUUCGACUUCGACCCACUUGAUGUAACAAAGACCUGGCCUGAGGACAUCUUGCCCCUGCAGCCAGUUGGUCGCAUGGUUCUCAACAAGAACAUUGAUAACUUCUUUGCAGAGAAUGAACAACUUGCAUUUUGCCCUGGCAUUGUGGUCCCUGGUGUCUACUAUUCAGAUGAUAAGUUGCUCCAGACUCGUAUCUUCUCCUACUCUGAUACUCAGAGACACCGUCUCGGACCAAAUUAUCUUCAGCUCCCUGCUAAUGCCCCCAAGUGUGCUCACCACAACAAUCACCACGAGGGUUUCAUGAAUUUCAUGCACAGGGAAGAGGAGGUCAACUACUUCCCAUCAAGAUACGACCCUGUCCGUCACGCUGAGAGGUACCCAAUUCCUUCUGCCAUCUGCACUGGAAGGCGUGAAAGGACCGUUAUUGAUAAGGAGAACAACUUUAAGCAACCUGGAGAGAGAUACCGAUCCUUCUCCCCUGACAGGCAGGAGAGAUUCAUCAAACGAUGGGUUAAUGCCUUGUCUGACCCACGUGUCACCCACGAGAUUCGCAGCAUUUGGAUCUCCUACUGGUCUCAGGCUGAUAGAUCUCUUGGUCAGAAGCUAGCAUCUCGUCUGAAUGUGAGGCCAAGCAUUUGAGGGGUGAGUGAUCUUCAUGUUUUGAGUUCCGAAGAUUGUUGCAUGAGGAGAUGGUAAACGAGAGAAGAUGCUGGUCGGUCAUAUAUAUAGAAAGAACGAAUGAAAUGCUUAAUUAUUCCUUUUUAUUUAUUUGUGUCAUAUCAUAUAUGCAUACUCAAAAACUUUCAUAGUUAUGUGCUAUGAUGAUGUUGAUGUGACUCUUUGUGCUGAUAAUAAAUGACCGUUUUCAUGUUAUAUAA